This is a messenger RNA of Cylindrotheca closterium, 792 nucleotides long. The record is from the annotation of a GenBank genome assembly. NCBI's taxonomy places the organism in Eukaryota, Bacillariophyta, Bacillariophyceae, Bacillariales, Bacillariaceae.
AUGGUGAAGGAAUACGAACCAGGUGCCACCAUUGUGGGCGUCGUGCAGUGGAAGCCACGAGCACCACAACAUGGUUUGGGAUUGGAAGUGAGGCACGGCAGAAUUUAUGUGUCAAGAUUAGGUGGAGCCUUUGCCGCCAAUCCCAUCAAUCCAGUACGGGUCGGAGAUCAGCUCAUGGAGGUCGAAGGAACUUCGGUGACUCAAUUUCGUGGUGUCAAGGCCAUUCGAAGGAGUAUUGAAUCUACCUUUAAAGAGAACAAGCGCUUGUCUAUCACUGUAUAUCGACCAGAUCCUGAGGAUACAUCCGACAGUACCGAUUCGAGUUAUGUGCCCGAGUCGAGUGACGACGAAGACGGACCCAAAGUAAUCGAUGGGAUUGUCGUGGGUGAAACCUAUCAAGUUCGCAAGCUGCCCGCAAUGAAAGAGUUGAAUGGAUCCUUGGUCAGGGUUAUGGGACGCGACGAUGUCCUGGAUCAUCAAUUGCUGGUGGAGAUUUUAGAGGUCCGCAACAUUGCCGAUUCCCCCAAGAUUGGUACCUUCAUCACGGCCGCACCCGGCAAGCUGUUCAAGAUUACCAAGCCAGGAAUCCGGAUGCGCCUCCGCAAUCUAAAGGGUGAAGAGGCCAUGUACAAUGGAUGUAGCGUAAUGGUUGUGGAAAACACCAACAAGCAAAAGGCCCGAUGGCUAGUAAAGAACCCAGUGGAAUUCAAAGAAGAUGGUUCUCGUGGCAAGAAGCACAAGGUGGAGCUAGAAGUGUUUGGCAAGAAUCUCGAGCACGAAGAUGGACAGUAG